Molecule: messenger RNA, 1061 nt
Organism: Solanum dulcamara
Lineage: Eukaryota; Viridiplantae; Streptophyta; Magnoliopsida; Solanales; Solanaceae
Exons: 2
Coding region: 104-754 (216 amino acids)
Source: RefSeq, a predicted model, not a curated record
CGUUAUAUGAUCCACAUAUUCCCUUUUGAGUUCCGAUUUCACUUCACUACUGAUUUUCUCCUUUCACCUUUUAUAUUUGUUUCCAAAAAGAAACAAGAACAAAAUGUAUUUUCCUAUCAAAUUCAUCUUCCUUUUCACUUUAUCCCCUUUCAGCUGGAUUCCUUCAAUUGCAUCUAAAUCAGACCCAAUUCCAUCACCAUGGCCGCACCAGUUCCACGCAAUUACCAUCAUGAACUACACAGGAGGUCUCCGUAAAGUAGAUCUCUGGUACGAUUGGCCAAACAAAAGGUACUUGCAUAUAAACCAAUACCAAUUGGGGAAAACUUUGUAUGAUGUUGAAUGGCAGAAUGGCACUUCAUUGUACUUCACUUUGGAUUCUACUCAGGAAUGCACAAUCAGGCAUUUCCCAGUAGGGAUUUUGAGACCUAAUUGGCUUGAAGGUGCAAAUUAUAUGGGGCAGAGGUAUAAGGAUGGAUUCCUCUGCAAUGUUUGGGAGAAAGUUGAUUUCAUAUGGUACUAUGAGGAUGUGGUUACCAAGAGACCUGUUUAUUGGCAUUUUUAUGAUGGAUUGAUCGAACAUAUUAUGACUUUUGAGGUGGGGAAAGUGCUGGAGGAUUCCAAGUGGCAAGCCCCUGCUUACUGCUUCAAGGAGAUGGAGAAAGGAAAAGGAACUUUGCAAGAUCGAAAAGCUCAAGACCACUCACUCUCAACUUCGUGGGAAUUUCAUGAGAAAAGAUUUAGAAGUGACAAAUAAACGAAUUAGUCUAAUACAUGAUUAGUAAUUUUAAAAUUGAGAUAUAGGUUUAUGAGAGACCAUACCUCAGCCGAUAUAGAUCACUAUUACUUGAAAAAUAUUAUUGAAUCAAGAUCUCAUGUUACUUGUUAGAAUAGACUGAGUACCAUUACUUCAAUGUACAAACUAAGUAUAACUAUAAAUAAAUAAAUAAAUGCUAAUAGUUUGGGCCAAAUACAUACAAAUUCCCUUUAACUUGCACUUUUAUAUGGCAUGAUAUUUCGGUGACUCGUCUGUAUGUGUUUGAUAUACAGUGCAUAAAAUAUUA